Fusarium odoratissimum NRRL 54006 is the source of this 3306-nucleotide messenger RNA. Its product is annotated as mannan polymerase II complex MNN10 subunit. Gene Ontology annotation, molecular function: glycosyltransferase activity. Gene Ontology annotation, biological process: protein N-linked glycosylation. Lineage: Eukaryota; Fungi; Ascomycota; Sordariomycetes; Hypocreales; Nectriaceae. Bases 1277 to 2635 code for a protein of 452 amino acids. The record is from RefSeq and is a predicted model, not a curated record. The transcript is spliced from 3 exons. Gene Ontology annotation, cellular component: Golgi membrane.
UGCUCGUUCAAUAAUUACACCUCAAAACAUUGCGAUUCAGUGCAUCACACUCGUUUUAUUCCUCGCUACCGGUGCAUUCUGCGAUCUGCGGUUGAAUCCAAUCCAAAUAAUCACACCGAAUCCUUGAGAAGCUCCAUCACUGAAGCUACUGUACCUACUAGACUAGGAUAGUGUCGAUACGAUAAAGCCAAGAAAGAAAACUGCGCCAUCAUUGCCCUGCUUCACUGCGGAUUCUCUCAUCAUCCACCCACCACGACGGGAAAUUCUAAUCUAUUUCUGUCACCACCAUCGCGUUGCAUCGCAUCGACCAUCCCGUAUACCUGCCAACGUCGCCCAACCCUCGUAUACGGUGCUGCCACCCAUCGCCCCGUCACGAUCCCCGAUAUUCCAUUCCGUCUACUAUAUUCUGACUCUGCGCCACAUUUCCAACUGAACAGUCGCGGCCGUGGUUGGCUACUUUGGAGAACGUCUGGAUACUCUCCCUUGCCAAGGUGGAAAAGUCGGGACGUGUGUGGCGUCAAAGCGAACUUCUCGUUCCUGCGACUCUGGGCAGAAGAGGCGGAGUGGGCGAAGGAGAAGUGGAAAAGAGGGAAGGGGGAAUAAACACACAACACCAAGCAUUGCUAUCACAGCAAUUUGAGCCUCGUGAUUGCGACCCUCCACGAGAGUUGCUGCCCCUCACCCUCCACUUCGCGAUAACCGGCAUAAGCGGCAACCUUCUUAGAAGUCGCCGAUUGCGACGUUGCUCAAGCUGGCUUCAUCACGCUCACCCUUCGGCUCUUCGAGCUCGUUUAGCGAUCGCCCUUCCCGUGCAUUUCAUACCAGACAACGGUCUUCUGUCAGCCAUAUCGUGAUCAACCCGGGCUUGCUAUCCUCCGAUCCCCAGAGGCCACAGCAGCCUCACAACAGUCCUUUAUCUCCAGUUCCAGGUACGUACAGUUGAUAGUGACGCUCUCCAGUUGUCUGGUCAAUGUCUCAGUUCUCAUACCUUGAGGCUUCUUGGCGGAUUCCCUUAAACCAUGUUUUCGACUGUUAUCCUUCCCACUGUCUCUCUUUGCCUUAGUUUGUGCGUGGCCUCAGCCUUGACUUGUUCUUGGUCAUCCUUGCUUCAUCAGCUACCUAAGCACAUUGCUCUCGCUUCUUCCUUUUCCCUUUUCUUUUUUUUUUUAUAGAUAUAUCUCGCUUGUCUUUGACUUCCAUGGACCGUCAACUACAGUCAACCUAGUUCGCGGGCUAAUCGCUGAGCCCGCCUCCUACAGAUACCCCAGGUCCUUCCAUGACCCUUUCGCGAAGCCCUUCACCUGUUCCCGGUGGUGGCUGGUCAAGUCCAGGCUUGAGCCUUGACAGUGGGAGGUCGACUCCGGCGAACGUGAGCGGCGGCCCUGUUGUAUGGGAAUCGGCCAAGAUGCGACCUCACAACUCUAGCACAUUUUCUUCGUUUUCGACUCAAAACAAGGGGUUCUUCAGCAGACACAUGCGGCGACUAUCGAGCAGUCUCCCGCAGUUUAACGGGCAGCGUGAGACUUGGAAGGAAAAGCAUGGACGGGGACCAAGAUGGAUUCGAAAGGUGCCGCUCGCCGGUAGAAUACGAUCGAUUUAUGGGCGAAUGGGCAGAAGACUAAAGAUGUUCCUACUAUUCAUGCUGGCAGCGAUGCUCUGCUAUACCAUAUUCUACACAACCCCUCUUGUAUAUUACUGGAGGAGAUCGUUCGGUGGCGGCAACAAGUUUGUCAUUAUCUUGGGCGCAAAUGUUGGAGGUGGUGUCAUGGAGUGGAAGGGUGCCAGAGAAUGGGCUAUCGAGCGAGACAGCGUGCGAAACAAGCGAAAGUACGUCAACCGAUGGGGCUACGACUUGGAAAUUGUGGACAUGAGCACCAAGAAGAAGUAUGCGCACGAGUGGCGGGAGAGCUGGGAGAAAGUCGACUUUAUUCGGUCGACCUUGAGGAAGUACCCCAAGGCAGAAUGGGUUUGGUGGCUGGACUUGAACACAUUCGUCAUGGAGCCCUCAGUAUCACUUCAAGACCACAUCUUCAACCACCUGCAGACAGAAGUCGAGCGCGACAUCAAUUACUUCAACCCUCGCAACAUAUCGCAUCCUUUCACCCAUCAUUAUCUGGAUGAGGUCUCGCGAAGCCCUGUUGGAGAUGGCAAGGCCAACUCGAUCAACAUGAUCAUGACACAGGAUUGCGCCGGCUUCAACCUGGGAUCCUUCUUCAUGCGGCGCAGCGACUGGACGGACCGACUCCUCGACGUUUGGUGGGAUCCUGUCACAUAUGAGCAGAAGCACAUGCAGUGGGAACACAAGGAGCAAGAUGCGCUGGAUCAGCUAUAUCAAUCGCAGCCGUGGGUGCGCAAGCAUGUCGGCUUCCUACAUCAGCGCAAGAUCAACAGUUUCCCACCUGGAGCUUGCAACCCCGACGGCGGUCCCAAGGAUAAGCAUAUCCACUAUGAGGAGAACCAGCGCGAUUUCCUGGUCAACAUGGCAGGGUGCGAAUGGGGCCGAGACUGUUGGGGCGAGAUGUACUAUUACCGUGAGUUCAGUUACUGGCUCAACCGAAACCCUUGGGAACGCUUUAAGGAGGAUCUCAUUGCGGUCAUCUGGUUCAAGCUCACCGGCAAGAAGGUCAAGUUGUGAAGAGCACUUGAAUGACGCUGUGAGAUGAAUGAAGCGACGAUUUACUCGAUUGUUGGGAUAUAGACGCAUCAACUCGGCGAAACGAUAUACGGGAAACGGACACGAAAACAGUCUAUGGUAUGACUGUGCUGAUACUUGCCACGGAGUUCUUGUACAUGAUUUGCACUUUUUCUUUUCUCGACUGCAUAUACCCACUUAGACGAGGCAUUAGAAAGAAUACCGCGACAGUCGCGAGAUGUAAGGGGAAAUCUCGGCUGCAUAUCGCACGGAGAGGUUUGAAUUCGGAAGCAUCACGUGCUUACCGAACCCUCAUGGCAUGAAAUGAGAGGAGAUCGAGAGUGUUUUAUAGAUAUGAAAAGGUUGUUAGGUUGUGAAGGAGGAUGUAUGAAGAGUUUCAUGUGGCUGUCAAUUAGAAAGAACAUACAAUGUACCUUAAUUACAGUACAUACCCGAGCAGCUGGGAUUGCGAUCGGUCCGAAAGAAAUGUUUAACCACCUACGGGGGAAUUAUCUGAUACUGAUAGGUAUUAAGAUGCGUGGAGUGAAACUGUUUCGUGUCGAAUGAGUGAGAUCCUCCGGAAGUGAUGGGUGAUUAUUAGGCAAGGAUAGUCCCAGACACAGAUCAAGCUGAUACAACAUGCGUUGCGAGACUACAAUCAGGGGAAAUAUCAC